CGGCGCCCAGUGCAGGAUGGUGCUGGAGGCGGCGGCGGCCGUGGUGGCUGCGGCGUCGUUGGCGGUAGCGGGAGGGGGUGCGGUGGCGGCAGUGGCGGCGGAGCCCGCGGGUGGUAUAAAAUGGCGGAUUUCGAGGAGUUGAGGAAUAUGGUUUCUAGUUUUAGGGUUUCUGAACUACAAGUGUUAUUAGGCUUUGCUGGACGGAAUAAAAGUGGGCGCAAGCAUGACCUCCUGAUGAGGGCGCUGCAUUUAUUGAAGAGUGGCUGCAGCCCUGCGGUUCAGAUUAAAAUCCGAGAAUUGUACAGACGCCGAUAUCCACGGACUCUUGAAGGACUUUCUGAUUUAUCCGCAAUCAAAUCCUCGGUUUUCAAUUUGGAUGGUGGCUCCUCGCCUGCGGAGCCUGACUUGGCUGCGGCUGGAAUCCACGCGUUGCCUUCCACUUCAGUUACUUCUCACUCACCGUCCUCUCCUGUUGGUUCUGUGCUGCUGCCAGACACUAAGCCUGCGUUUGAGAUGCAGCAGCCAUCUCCCCCAAUUCCUCCUGUCCAUCCUGAUGUGCAGCUAAAAAACCUGCCCUUUUAUGAUGUCCUUGAUGUUCUCAUCAAGCCCACAAGUUUAGUUCAAAGCAGUAUUCAACGAUUUCAAGAGAAGUUUUUUAUUUUUGCUUUGACACCUCAACAAGUUAGAGAGAUCUGCAUAUCCAGAGAUUUUUUGCCGGGUGGCAGGAGAGAUUAUACAGUCCAAGUUCAGCUGAGACUUUGCCUGGCAGAGACUAGUUGUCCUCAAGAAGAUAACUAUCCCAAUAGUCUGUGUAUAAAAGUAAAUGGGAAGCUGUUUCCUUUGCCUGGUUACGCACCACCACCUAAAAAUGGAAUUGAGCAGAAGCGCCCUGGGCGGCCCUUGAAUAUUACGUCUUUAGUUAGGUUAUCCUCCGCUGUGCCAAACCAGAUUUCCAUCUCUUGGGCAUCAGAGAUUGGAAAGAAUUACUCCAUGUCCGUAUAUCUUGUACGACAGCUCACUUCAGCCAUGUUAUUACAAAGAUUAAAAAUGAAAGGUAUUAGAAACCCUGAUCAUUCCAGAGCACUAAUUAAAGAAAAACUUACUGCAGAUCCUGAUAGUGAAAUUGCUACAACUAGCCUUCGGGUAUCCUUGAUGUGCCCUUUAGGGAAAAUGCGGCUGACAAUCCCAUGCCGUGCGGUGACCUGUACACACCUACAGUGUUUUGAUGCUGCCCUUUAUCUACAAAUGAAUGAGAAGAAGCCUACUUGGAUUUGUCCUGUGUGUGACAAAAAAGCUGCCUAUGAAAGUCUAAUAUUAGAUGGGCUUUUUAUGGAAAUUCUCAAUGAUUGUUCUGAUGUGGAUGAAAUCAAAUUCCAAGAAGAUGGCUCUUGGUGUCCAAUGAGACCGAAGAAAGAAGCCAUGAAAGUAUCCAGCCAACCGUGUACAAAAAUAGAAAGUUCAAGUGUCCUCAGUAAGCCUUGUUCAGUGACUGUAGCCAAUGAGGCAAGCAAAAAGAAAGUGGAUGUUAUUGACCUAACAAUAGAAAGUUCUUCUGAUGAAGAGGAAGACCCUCCUGCCAAAAGGAAAUGCAUCUUUAUGUCAGAAACACAAAGCAGCCCAACCAAAGGGGUUCUCAUGUAUCAGCCACCUGGAAGGGUGCCCAGUGUGACUUCGGUUGAUCCUGCUGCUAUUCCGCCUUCAUUAACAGACUACUCAGUACCAUUCCACCACACGCCAAUAUCAAGCAUGUCAUCAGAUUUGCCAGGUUUGGAUUUUCUUUCCCUUAUUCCAGUUGAUCCCCAGUUUAUAACAUCCUUAAUACCUACAUUUGUAAUUUUAUUGGGCUCAAUCAAGUUGGCAUUCCUUACAAACAUUUGAGUGUUUAGAAUGAGUGCAGUGCUGGAGAGAAAAGCUGUACAGGGCAGGUUUUCAUUUUGUAUAUAAACAUUCUGUACAUGGAAAAUAAUAACUAAAGCUGAUCAAACACACAUGACUCAUUACCUUAAUUCUGCAUUAUUGUGAAAGACAGUCAGAUUUGGACUUUGGUGCUGCCCCACUUUAGAGUUGCUGUAUCCCAAUCCUGCCUGUAGUUUUUGUCAAUGAUAAAGACUCCAGUAUCCCAGAGCCCCAGCCUGAAGACCUUGCAGCGAGCUUGGGUUCUCCUGACAGGCUUAGAGCACAUGCCAGACAGAGGUGAGAAAGGGAAGGAGGAAAACAAACUAGGUUUGUUUUCUUUUUUGUUUUGUUUUGUUUUAAAAAAGGAGGCUUUGAGAACUGAUGUUGAAAGUAGGGAGGGAUACCUGAUCCCACAAACAAUCCUGGAAAUUUAGGACCAAGAUAGUGUGUGCAGUUGACUUUGUUAACAUCAGUAGAUUCUAUAGCCAGAGGGACCUGUUUUUCUAAGAAAUGGGUUCUUCAGGGUUAAAGUCUUAUGUGAGUAAUGCUUUUUUGUUGUUAAUUUUAGAACCUAGAGAUUUUUAUUUUAUAGCUCUAUUUGGGACACUUGGUGUGCUAACUUAUUUUAUAAGUUAGGAGAAGAAAGGCGAAAUUGUACCUUUAGUUGCCAUAGGUUUUUCUACUUUAUCUCCCUAUUAUCCCUUAAUCCCUUUCAUCUUUGUGCAGAUAAGUGCCCACUGUAUGUAUGUAUGUAUGUAAGGAAUCUAGGGAUAAAGGUAAAUUGCCCCCUGAGUAUAAGAAUGCAAGGUAUAGAAUUCAUUGGCAGCUGGGCUAUUGCAUCUUGCAGUCGUUGUGUAAAUGAGAAGGAGUAUCUUUUUACCCUGGGGCAUUCAACUGCCUGAGAGGGAGCAUGAAUACAGAUGUAGGUUUGUGGGCUUUUCAAACCCAGAUUCUCCCUUAAUUUCCUAAAAUUGAUUUGAGUUUAGGGAAGGACACCCCGCAAUUCAGAAGUCUUUACUGCGUCUUAGAAAUUUUUUUUAAGAUUGUAUAUUUAUUUGAAAGAGUAACACAGAGGAGAGGCAGAGAGAGAGAGAGAGAGAGGUCUUCCAUCCGCUGGUUCACUCCCCAAUUGGCCACAACAGCCAGAGCUGCGCCAAUCUGAAGCCAGGAGCCGGGAGCUUCUUCCAGGUCUCCCAUAUGGGUGCAGGGGCCCAAGGGCUUGAGCCAUCUUCUACUGCUUUCCCAGGCCAUAGAAGCUUUUUAUGAACCAGCCUUUUCCCCCAUAACUGACGUCUCUUGAAUUUGUGUGUGUAGCAAGGCCAUUACCCAUCUAAAACAUUAAAUAACAGUUCUUUUCAAAGGCAACCUGAGUUAUUUGUUGCUCUUCUUCUGCCUGGCAGCUUAAACAUAGGGCUGUUGCCAUUUUACUUGUGGCCUUGAAGUCAUGUAUUCUGGACAACUUCAGUUCCUCUUUGUAAUGCAGUGUCUCUAACAAUAAGCUAAAUCAGAUGACAGAAUCGGAAAUAUCAAUUAGAUAUCCUUAUUGAUCUUUUGUACAUUGAACUAGAGACAAAUUUAGAACAUACCUUCUUAGGAUGUGUAAUUAGACCUCACUUUCUUGAAGACAGUGUAGUUGUUUCCCACAUAAAAUGCUCUAGGCUGUUAGCUUUUGCCUUUCUCUGCUCUUGGGCAGCAUUAGAACAUGACACUCAGAUUUGUAUUUGUUUUGGAAUUGCUAGUCAGAGUGGUCAGAAGGGUUUGAAAUCUGAACACUUGGAGAAGGCUGUCAAGCAAGCAUCAUGGGGAAGAUUAGGUUAGGUCUCCUUCACAAUUCAUUCCCAAGUUUUUGUGAUAGCAUGAGAUCAUUCUCUGAGCAUCCUGUGGUAGUUAAUUACUACAAAGUCUCUGUUUUUGAAUGAAUGCUGUCAUUUUAACUACACAAGUAAUUGUAUGUACACCUGUAUGUACAAAGGAGACUAGCUUAACUCUAAAGGCUCUGUUUGCUAAUGAGUCUUAAAGAUUGGUUGAAGUUUGCAUUAGAAUUUUUGCUUAAUAACAUUGAAUAGUAAAUGUUAGCCUUUUACAGUGUGAUUUAAACUGUCUUAAUGCACUUAGUGAAGAAAUUAUUUUUGAGAGUAAGUAUGAGUCACAGUUGGGGUGAUAUUUGGUGUUUAAUGACUUCAGUCAUUUUUGGCAUCAUCACCUGUGCUUUUACCUGUGUAAAUGAUAAACAAGUUGUACACGUUUUGAAUCAUUAAUAUGUUGCUUCACCAAGUCUUAUAAAAUAGCGAAGUAAAUUCAUUCACCUUUCACCCAAAGAUAUGAAGUUUUGAGAUAUUUUUAAAUCCCAGUGGGUGGGAUUUAAUAUGUAACUGUCACUUGCGCAUAUCUAACAAUUUAGUUUCUUUAUUUAAAAUCAGUGUAGCCUUUUCCUCAUCGGCGUCAUUGUUUGU
Molecule: messenger RNA, 4349 nt
Organism: Lepus europaeus (European hare)
Lineage: Eukaryota; Metazoa; Chordata; Mammalia; Lagomorpha; Leporidae
Gene: PIAS2
Product: protein inhibitor of activated STAT 2
Exons: 14
Coding region: 121-1878 (585 amino acids)
Biological process (GO): regulation of transcription by RNA polymerase II; protein sumoylation
Molecular function (GO): zinc ion binding; SUMO ligase activity; transcription coregulator activity
Source: RefSeq, a predicted model, not a curated record